Chilo suppressalis (striped riceborer) is the source of this 3558-nucleotide messenger RNA. The record is from the annotation of a GenBank genome assembly. Lineage: Eukaryota; Metazoa; Arthropoda; Insecta; Lepidoptera; Crambidae.
CAGUCAGUUGAUAUUACAAAUAAAAGCGAUGGAGAAUAAUAAAAAAUACCGGCCUUAUCUCGUAUUACUGACUGGCUCGAUAAAAUUAGAAUCUCGGCGCGACCACCGCUCCGACGCGCGAGUCAGUCGCGACUCGACGACCGCGACGCAAAGAUCUGCCGCGCACGAGUUCUUUAUUUAAAACAUUUCCAAGUGCUUGUUUUUUUUCUUUUUUGUUUUCGUCUGCCGGCCCGGUGUGUUACGAAACCAAAUUUAAUUUUGUGCCAGUGAGUUGUGAGUGUGAUUGUGGAUUUUACGCGGGCAUAAUUCUGGACGUGUCUGGGCGCUCAAACUUUUCGCUGCUUUAAUGUUUGAGCACUGAACUCAAAAGAUCUUCAGAGAUGAUACAUGUGGAUGAGACUGACCCUGUCGGAGAAAUAGAGCCGCCAUUUCCUUGCCGAGAUGUCACAAUCAAAAGAAAUACCGAUGUCAACGACUACUAUGAAAUGCUCUCGGAAAUCGGCAGGGGCAAGUUUGGCACAGUGUACCUCUGCCGUGAGAAGAGCACGGGCCUGGAGCUGGCGGCCAAGCUGGUGUCCGUGAGCAGAAGGGAUGAACGCAGGAAUGUGGAGCGAGAGGUAGACGUGAUGAGAAGACUGCGGCACCCGCGCCUCAUACAGCUGUACGACGUGUACGACUGGGGCAAAUAUAUGUGCGUCGUGCUAGAACUAAUAACGGGCGGGGAACUGUUCGAGCGAGUCAUAGACGAGGAUUUUGUGCUGACGGAGCGCGCCUGCACGGUGUUCAUGAGGCAAAUAUGCGAGGGCAUCGAGUUCGUGCACAGACAAAACAUUCUGCAUCUUGAUAUGAAGCCAGAAAACAUCCUGUGCUUGACCAAGGCUGGCAACCGCAUCAAGAUCAUAGACUUCGGUCUGGCGCGCUUCUACGACCCGGAGAAGAAGCUGCAGGUGUUGUUUGGCACGCCAGAAUUCGUAGCGCCGGAGGUGGUCAACUUCGACCAGAUUGGCUACGGCACCGACAUGUGGUCCGUCGGUGUUAUAUGUUACGUCCUACUAUCAGGCCUAUCACCGUUCAUGGGUGAGACAGACAUAGAAACCAUGGCUAACGUCACAGUGGCCAAAUACGACUUCGACGACGAAGCCUUCAACGAAAUCUCAGAUGACGCCAAGGACUUCAUCAGAAAACUACUCGUGAAAGACAAAGAGUGUCGUCCGGGCGCGGCUGACUGCUUGCGGCACCCGUGGCUCGUGAAGCGCUCCCCCGCCAAGAAGGAACCCCCGAUACCGCAGCCGUCGCCCAAACACGAGCUAGAUGUCGCGAAAGACAACCUCAGGCUCUUCGUGGAACGGUGGAGCGAACACCCCAACUCGCCCUACGUCUUCGACAACCAAUCACACGAAAUCACGUGCCUAAUGAACGGGAACUGCGAGAGAUCUUCGGUCGGAGGAUGCUCACCAUCCCCGAGAAGUUCUUUAGGCAGUUCGCCGGACAUGGUCUUCGACGAAGACGAUUUGGAACCUCCGCCUCUGAGAGAACACACCUACUUGGCACCGAGAUACAACCCGGUCGAGAGGAGAGCAUCGGACAGCACAUGUUUCCUUCAUAAAAAACAGGACGUCUUAGUCAGGAAAAACCUCGCCGAGGAGAUCAAGAAGCUGUCGGACCACCUGUUUAUGCUGUCCACGAUGAACACAGAUUUGGCUAAUAACAACAGCACAAAAGAGCUAGAUAAAAAUAUCAAAGAAUCUAGUACGGUAACGAAAGAGGAGAAGCUACCAAACGGAUUCAAGAAAGAAACGAGAACCUUCACAAAGGCUAUCGCAAACGGCGACGCGUCGAAUACGGAAAGAAAACUGUUCACGUCGAAAUCGACGAACAAGAUCUCGUCUAGUUUCCUGACAGAAAAACAACCGGACAAGCCGAUGACUAGCAAAAUGCCAUGGGCGAGGAGUACCACGACGACCAGAUCCAAGAAGGUCACACAGAUGAGCAGAGAUGUUCCGGACCAACCGACGGAAAAGCGAAACACUUUCUUCCAAGAGUUCGAUAGACGACGGGAGAGGAUAGACAAACUAGUCAAUGGAGCAGAGAACGGGCGACAGUUGCCGUACAGAAGAGGGGAUGAGAACAACGCUCAUCGGACGAAGGAUUUGCUUCUACAUCUUCUGGAAAAAUGGGGGGAGACAGAAGGUGAAGAAGCGGAGAGAACGGCCGGAGGCACUUCGAAUGGUGGUCGGCAUCAAUCGAUAUCUCUAGAAUGGUCUCCGUCGAACCAACUGGCACAAAACUCCAUGUCUAGCCUCCACGCGUUCUUCCAGCGGCAAACUUCAGACGAGAAGAAGCAGCGGAAAAGAGUCACCAAUAACUUACAAAGUACCAAAUGAUUGUUUUUUGUUCUAGUAUAAGACAGGGUAUUUUAGUGCCAUGACAUUCGCAGAUAUAAGUACCAAGUAACAAAUAAGACGAUCGUGUUAAUAUAAUUCGAAAUUGUUGUUGCAUAUUAACAGAGUUGUUUGAUAAUUAUUAGGCACGUCACGUACUUAAGCAAGGAGCAAACAUUAUUGUAAAUUAAGUUCCAUAAUUCUCAUUAAAUUUAUUUAAAGUUACCAAGUAACUUAAAGAUUAUUUUCUGAUAAGGUUUACAAUCUUUUAUUUGGCAACCUAGCACUGGCAAAGUAACGCUAGGUCGCCAAAUGAGGUGCAAUGGCAACAAAAUGACAAUGUUUACGAAUCUAGUCCCAAAUACAUUACAUUAAAGUUCUGUAUGAAGAGAUUAAGGGCAAGACUGAACAUAUAUACAGCUGGAAUAAAAAUAAUAAUAAAUAAUGGAAUUUACACUGAACGUUAAUAAAUUGCAUAAUUCAUUUUUUAACUUUAAAUUUAGACUUUUUUGUAAAUAAUACUAGAUAAUUAUGUCUCUGACAUAAAAAAAACACCUAAAAAUUUUGUUAUCUGAAAUUAUUUAUGAAAUACAUAAUCAGUUAAAAACGGGAUUUAAAUAGUGAAAUGAAUAUCAUAUGUAAUAAAAACAAAACUACCAUUUUAGACAAACAAAGUGUGUAAAUUUUGGUUCCUUAUUUGUAUCGUUCAGACGACAUAAAUUAUCUUCCUGGCCGAACUGAAAUAGAAUAUUUGAUAGCGCAGCAAUUUUAUUCUUUUAAAAAUAGUGUGGUUAAAAACACGAUGCGAGUGAAACUUUUAAAAGAUAACUUUAAAAAAGUCUAUUUUCCUGGGCUGAGAAUAGAAUCGCGACCGCCCGAGUAGCAGGCGAUCUUUUUGCCACUGAACCACAGAUGCUAGUUAAUAAAAUUUGUUUUUUUUUUAAUUACAAUUAAAAAUAUAAUGCUACGAACGAACGCAAACGAUUGUGCCCAUACAAUAACAGUAUCACUUUAAAUCCAAUGUGCAACCAAAAGGCUAACUUGAAACCAGAUAAGAUAUAUCGGCUGAACUGUACUUACUUAUUUAUAUACAUAUUUAUUUAUUUACAACUUAAGUGUAAUUUUAAAUUAUUGUUAUGAUAUACUUAUGUUGUUCAAAUAUAAGGCUUUAUUAAAA